Molecule: messenger RNA, 2291 nt
Organism: Cladophialophora immunda
Lineage: Eukaryota; Fungi; Ascomycota; Eurotiomycetes; Chaetothyriales; Herpotrichiellaceae
Exons: 1
Coding region: 152-889 (245 amino acids)
Biological process (GO): regulation of DNA-templated transcription
Source: RefSeq, a predicted model, not a curated record
AUUUUACCCCCCAGCAUUUGAUGCGAUACAGGUGAACUCAGAUGUCCGAUCUACCGGGCUCGCGCUUGGCCUACCUGCCCGACCUGAAUUCGAGACACUCCUGAAAUAUCGCUCGAAACUCCACGACAACCGAGGAAGCGCCACAUUCAAGAUGCCUGCUCCCGCGGGAACCAAGCGUGUUCGCGGGGUCCAAAUCUAUCGUCCCUUCAUCUACGGCACCGAAGCUAUUCCUUUCGACCCAGAAAACCGCCCAAAGGACGCACCAGCCGACCAUACACACAAAUGGAAGGUCUUCGUCCGUGGGAUCAACAACGAAGACAUUUCAUACUGGCUGCGAAAAGUGCAAUUCAAACUUCACGACACGUACGCUAACAGCGUGCGCAUGAUCGAGAGUCCUCCAUUCGAGGUCGAGGAGACGGGCUGGGGUGAAUUUGAGAUCGCCAUCAAGUUCUAUUUUGUGCCCGAGAGUACAGAGAAGCCGCAGCAGAUCUGGCACGGUCUAAAAUUACAUCCAUACUAUGGGGACGUUGAGCAGCAAAAGAAGGACAGGUCCAUGAUCAGCAGCGUCUGCUAUGAAGAGGUGCUGUUCAACGAACCUGUCGAGGCCUUUUACGAGAUCCUUACAGGAGGUGCUCAAGCGACCAAAUCAAAGGCUGGAAAAGGAGCAAAGGGGACGAUUAAGGCGCCGCCUACCGCUGAGAUUCCCAUGAAAAGCUCUCCUGGCAACAAAUUCAGCAGAGAAGAGGAAAGCAAGGAGCUGGAUCGUCUGGGUGAAGCUGUCAAGCAAGUCCAAAAACUGAUUGCGGAAGAAAAGGCAAAACUUACAAAGGAAGAGGCGCGACUACAAGAGUUGGAAAAGACCGAAGGGAAGCCUGUGAAGAAGAAAUGAAGCGAAGUGGAUGAGGUCCUUGGUCAUCAUAGCCGGGCGCCUGCACCAACAGACUCCUUGACCAGCUCAAGGAUUCUCUCAGCAGCGCCCCAACUCAGCUCAUAGCCUCGACCGCCGGCACCAUACCCGUGAACAACGGUUCUGCCGGGUCCAAAAGACUCGGUUUCGAUCCGAUAACCACCUUCCCGCCACGGCCUGCGACCGACAUUAUCUUGCACCACCUCGAAUUUCUCUAUCGAGUCGACGAAGUAGGGAAACAUCUCAACAGACUGUCGAAGUAAUUUUGCCCGCGUCUCCGGGCGAGGAGUGUCAUGCCAAUCAUCAACCUCCUUCGUUCCGCCUACGAUCGUCCCGCCACCUCGAGGUCGUGGGACUAAGAAUGCCCAACUGCCAUCAGCGUUCUGCCGCGUAACAGUUUUGCUGUAUUGUUGUCUGACGAGCACUGUCUGACCCCGGAUGAUCUUCAUUUUGGGAUCACGAUCGAAAUUUCUCCCAGAGCAAUUCACCACCACUGAAAUUUCGCCAAGUCGAUUGCGUUCUGCAAAGCUGAACGCUUCGGUUGCAUUGGAGAGGCGGCGUUGAAGAAUCCGCCCGCCGUUCGCCAGGAAUCGCUCCGUCAACCAGCGACAGUAUCUCGAAAUAUUGACGCAAUAGCUUUGGUAUUCACAUCCCCAUUUUGCACCAUCCGGCAACUCAUCUUGCGGAAGGACACGGAAUUCAUCGUUUGGGCCCGCGUAUUCGUCCCCGGUCCUGAUUUUCAAGAUUUCUUGAAGCGGAUUCUCAAGGUACUCGACCCCAGGCAUAACUUCCACUCCCGAAUCUGGAAAGUCUCGAGCGAUACCUUUCAUGAUCUCCCUCGUCCGAACCCCCAUUCUAAAUUCCUCUUUGAGUUGGUCGGUGGAAAGCGGAUGGAUUGGACGAUAGUGGGCACCUGCCCACAUUGAGGCAUAGUCUACCGAUGGGGAUGGUGUAGUGGGCGUUUCGGCGGCGACAAUGGUGAUUUGGGCAGUCGAGAAGUGCCUCUGGAGUAGAGUUGCCGUGCUGAGGCCGGUGAUGCCGGCACCGAUAACGAGGAAGUUGGUGGCGCCCGUGCGAGGCAUGAUGAGAUAUCUUUCUGGGGUGCUCGUGAGCUGCAAAGAGUAACAGCCAGAGGAUAUGUCCUUUCGGUGGAAAGGUGCGGAUAGAGAAGACUGGUCUCUUUCUCGACUACACCAGCUUGGUUCCUCUCGUUUUCGUAUCCGUGAACAGCGUGACAGAGUCGUUAGCAUCGAUUGCAGAAUCUCCAAAUCGCUCGAACAGGUCCCUCCGUCAAUCAACUGAUCGCAUCCGUUUCCCGUGCUGUCGCGCUCACAGAUCCUACACCACUGAAUCGCUUCCUGAACCUCUGACAAAUCUCGAGUCU